UUUUUCUCAGCCGGGUUUUUGGAGUUCACUGAAGAAACUGCUGGUUAAAUCUUGCUGGGCAGCAUGAGUUGUUCAGGCUGCCCAUUUAAAUCCUGUUUUAGUAGUAGAACACAGAGAGAGCUGAUUUAGCUGGGUUUGAUAUUUGAGUGGGAGAAACAGCAGGAGGAGCUGGCAGACUGCUGAGGAGUUAAUCAUGACUGCUAACGAGGAGCAGGAGAUGGAGUUGGAGGCUCUGAGGUCAAUUUAUGAAGGAGACGAGUGUUUCAAAGAGCUCAGCCCUGUGUCCUUUCAGUUCAGGGUUGGAGACCAUGACGAGUCCAAAUCAUUCCUACUGGAUGUCUCAUGGCCAGAGACGUAUCCUGAAACCGAACCUCAUUUAUCCCUAGAUGCCUUUUUUAACAACAGAAUCUCUCCAGAUAUCAAGCAGCUAAUACUCUCUAAGCUGCAAGAGCAGGUGGAGUUAAACCUGGGCACUGCAAUGAUGUACACACUAUUUGAAUGGGCCAAAGAGAACCAGGAGAUGCUCAUGGAGAAUCACCAGCCAGUAGUGUCUGCUGUGACCCUGACCUCUAACACUGAGACAAAUAGUCCAGUGUCUGCCAUAAAGAAAAAGGAGAAGAAGGAACAACUAACAAAGGCACAGAAACGGAAAAUGAUAGGAAGAACUGAUAAUAAAGGCGAACUGCCCAGAGGUUGGAAUUGGGUUGAUGUUAUUAAGGUAAUUGGCUAUCAUGUGGCUUGAAUAUUUUAUCAGUUUAUGUUAUCUUUGUUUGUUGAAAAUGCAGAAACAUGCUGAUCACGUGCUCUUUUUUUUGUCUUGUUUGUAUGUUGCUGAUUUUCUCUCCUCCAAACAGCAUGUAAGUAUAUGCUUCAUGCCUUUCCCCUAUAUAUGUAGGCUUAUUGAUAUUGAUGUUUUUUAAGGAGACACCAUUUGUGAAGUAUGAUUAUUUUCACACUUUUUUGACUAAUGCAUUUGAUGAUUAACCUCCAUCACAGCUGAGCAAAACAGGAGGCAAGGAGGAUGGCUAGAAAAACAACCGCAGAAGGCUAAAUGAAUGGAAGGCGAUACGGAUGAAUGGACCAAUGGACACGGAAAGUCGGACAUGACUGGUUUUAAAGAAAGUUUAAAUGAGUUCUCUAGCCAUGAUUUCAAUACACUUGAAGCUACCGUUUUGUUUGUGUCACCAAUACAAGAAGACACAGAUAUGGAUGUGUCAAAAUGUCCUUUGCCACAAGGACAGACUUCUUAUAGUACUUUCACUAAAAUGGUAGUGACUUUUAAUGAGCGAAAUGCUGUUUAGUCAGCAUGAAAUUCAUGGAGUGUCUGAGAGAAAGACCAUGUUGAGGGAAGACUCAGGUCCAGUGUCUUCAAACUGAGAGGCUUUAUGUACCAUGUUAUCAGCCAGCCAGGCUGCAGUUCACAUAACACUGACAGCUAAAAAAUGAUAACAUUGACAUUUUAUGGUGCAGUGCAGUUUGAUCAGGUGACCUUCAGUUUGUAUUUGUACCUGUUUUUAGCCUGUUGCUUUCUCUUUUCAGUUAUUUAUUGUAGUACCUAUCUUGACACAAUAUUAAAAUCUUAUGGAAGUUUC
Messenger RNA from Astyanax mexicanus (Mexican tetra), 1592 nucleotides. RefSeq names its product RWD domain containing 4 (gene rwdd4). The record is from RefSeq and is a predicted model, not a curated record. Gene Ontology annotation, molecular function: protein binding. The transcript has 6 exons. The coding region runs from base 194 to 742 and encodes 182 amino acids. Lineage: Eukaryota; Metazoa; Chordata; Actinopteri; Characiformes; Acestrorhamphidae.